GCCGCCGCCUCGUCGUCCUCGUCCGCCAAGGAGCUGUCCUGCCAGGAGAUCACGGUGCCGCUGUGCAAAGGCAUCGGCUACAAUUACACGUACAUGCCCAACCAGUUCAACCACGACACGCAGGACGAGGCGGGGCUGGAGGUCCACCAGUUCUGGCCCCUGGUGGAGAUCCAGUGCUCGGCGGACCUGCGCUUUUUCCUGUGCAGCAUGUACACGCCCAUCUGCCUGGAGAACUACAAGAAGCCGCUGCCGCCCUGCCGCAGCGUGUGCGAGCGGGCCAAGGCCGGCUGCGCGCCCCUCAUGC
Python bivittatus (Burmese python) is the source of this 304-nucleotide messenger RNA. NCBI's taxonomy places the organism in Eukaryota, Metazoa, Chordata, Lepidosauria, Squamata, Pythonidae. The record is from RefSeq and is a predicted model, not a curated record.